UAGCUAGCUCAAAUGUAUAUGCGUGUAUCACCAAGUCCAAGACCAAGAGUGAGACUUUAUUCUGUUUUGCACUUUUGUAUUAAAGGCCAUUCCUGAUAGAGUGGAAGAAGAAGGGAUAAAGAUGGCUGCUCCUGAAACUUUGCACCCUCCCGAGAUUGUCCUGGACUUAACCUAUGUACCCAUCGUGGUCUAUUCAUUCAUCCUCUGUGGCAUAGCCUUAUGCGUCUCUCCCUAUCUCUCUUGGUGGUUUGUACCGACAUAUAGAAACAUCAGUAUCUAUGAACGGUACGACUGGAAUUCAAGGAUUCUCUCAAUGUUCCAUGCCAUCUUAGUCAGCAGUCUAGCUGUGUAUAGCUUUCUAUUUGAUGUACCUACAUUUGAGGAUAAGAUAUGGGGGACAUCUUUUAUCCCGAGAGCGACUAUUGCUGUGACAACAGGAUACAUCACUGCUGACAUGAUACUCAUGUUUGUUGGCUUCCCAAUCAAAGAGUCGAUCUUCUAUAUCCUUCAUCAUCUUGCUGUAGCUAGUGCAUUCACAGCUAAUGUGUUGUAUGGACCUCUUACUUACUUUGGAAAUAUUCGAGUCAUUGCUGAGGCUUCUACUCCAUUUGUUAAUUUGAGAUGGAUGCUCUACUUAUUAGGAUAUAAAGAUACUAAGCUUUAUCUUUACAAUGGCUUUGUAAUGCUUGGAGUUUUCUUUGCUGUUAGAGUAGGAAUACUUCCAAUCUUCUACUACUAUAUGCUAAGAUCAUUUUUUAUAGAAGGGUUCCAGAGACUGCAGCUGUGGAUGACCUUAACCUGUCUCACAUGCAGUGUUGGCUUGGAUACUAUCAACAUGUACUGGUUCUUCAAGAUGGCUAGAGGGGCAUACAGGAUGCUCAAAAAGAAAUCUACUGCCAAGGAUAAGACAGCUUCGAAUGACAGAACUGAUUCACAUAUAAAGGGACAGUGACGUAGCAAUUUCCGUUGCGAUUUUGGCAAAUACAAGGUAUUUUUAUUGAUGUUCAUGACUCACAGAAUACAUGUAUGGAAUAUAUUUGUUUGAAAGACUUGCAAUGGUACUUGCUCCUGGACAGAGUUAUCAUUUUAAUGCCUGAUGGAAAUUUUAGAAUUGAUCAGUGCUUAACUGAGGAGUGGGUAUUUGAUAUUCAAAUACUCCUUGGUCUCCAAGCAAAGAACAUCCCCUUAGCUUUUACCCCCAAAUGCCACACCUUCAAAAAAAA
Lytechinus variegatus (green sea urchin) is the source of this 1223-nucleotide messenger RNA. Its product is annotated as TLC domain-containing protein 4-B-like. Gene Ontology annotation, cellular component: endoplasmic reticulum; membrane. Lineage: Eukaryota; Metazoa; Echinodermata; Echinoidea; Temnopleuroida; Toxopneustidae. Gene Ontology annotation, biological process: lipid homeostasis. The record is from RefSeq and is a predicted model, not a curated record. The transcript has 8 exons. Bases 122 to 952 code for a protein of 276 amino acids.